AUGUCUGAGGGACGAUUGACGCGUGCAGCGGCAAAAUCUGCAGCUGCAUCGAUCUCAACUCCAUCGGUCGCAGCAUCAGAUCCAGCCGUGCACGCGACCGCAGAAGCCACAGAAGUCACAACCAACGCGUCGGCUACCAAGAAGACGUCCUCCAAGGGUAAAGGAAAGGCUUCCGCUAAAAAGCCCCCGGUCGCCAAAAAGAAGGUCGCCAAAAAAAAGCCCGUGAAAAAGGAGACCACCAACAAGGUCACCAAAAAGACCACCAAGGUCAAAGCCACUCUCCAGGUCGUUUCUGGUCAACUGCCCCACAACCUAGGACCAAUUCCAUCAAAGGCUGAGAGCUCGCCUGUUGGCUCCGACAAGGAGAACCAACCUUUGGGACAUGCAGUUGUUCCCACUCUGACCGCUUCUGUCUCUGAGGCCCAAGCAUCUUUGGAUGAUGCAGACACCACUAUCGUUGAUCAGGACCUGGACACUGAGGAAUCCAAGGAGAAGAAGAAGAAGAGCAAUCAAUACAAUUUAACUCCGGGUCAGACGCCCUUCCCCAAAUGGACCCAGCCCACAGUUGAAGCGUGUGAACUUGUCAACGAACUAUUGUCCAGCGUGCAUGGAGAAAUUGCUCCUCCCGAUACCAUGCCUCCACCCUCUCUGACAGUGAGUGGCUGCGGUGAAGUCCCAUCCGUGCUCGAUGCCCUUAUCCGUACUCUUUUGAGUGGAGCGACCUCAGGCAAUAAUUCUGGUAUGGCAUUCCAAGGACUUGUGGACCGUUUUGGUGUUUUGGACGAGGGAAUUGGCAAAGGCAGCGUGAACUGGGAUGCCGUGCGUCAAGCUUCGCAGAGAGAGGUCUUUGAGGCAAUCCAAUCCGGCGGUCUUGGCGAUCGCAAAAGCAAGCACUUGAAGCGCAUUUUAGACGAAGUGUAUGCUGAGAACCAAGCGCGCCGAGAACAGCUCCUUUCGACCCCAUCUACCACAUCACCUGCCAAAGUGGAGACCGAUGAUGCUAGCUCCAGUGUGCCUGCCGAGAACACUGAUGAGAUUCAGAAUGAAAUUGCCUGUGCCGACCAAAAUUUCCUUUCUCUGAAUCAUCUUCACAGUCUUACAAGUGAAGAGGUCAUGGUUGAGCUCACAAAGUACGAUGGCAUCGGUCCCAAGACAGCGGGUUGUGUUAUUCUGUUCUGUCUCAAGCGCCCCUGCUUCGCGGUCGACACGCACAUCUUCCGGAUCUGCAAGUGGCUCGGCUGGCUUCCACCAAAGGUCACUGAGAUCACUGCGUUCAGCCAUCUGGAAGUCCGGAUCCCAGACCACUUAAAGUACUCCCUGCACCAGCUUUUCAUUGCGCAUGGCAAGUCAUGCCCUCGAUGCCGUGCCCAAAACAGUGAAAAAGCCGAAGGCGAAAGGGAGAUCCCCCCCAAGAAGCAGAAAGGUGCGAAGGGAUCGAAGAAGGCGACAAAGAAGGCGACAAAGAAGUUGGCCAAGGUGAUCAAGAAAAAGCUCACUGUUAAGAAGGCCAAGAAGGCCAAGGCCGCGACUGCAAAGACCACUAAGAAAAAUGUCACUGCGGUGAAGAGAAAGGCUGAGCCUGACAGUGAGUCCGGCACGGCGGCGAAGAAGCCCAAGAUUGACGACGACACUGAGGAGAAUCGGGCGGAAGAGCAAGAGAACCCCAAUAUUGACAACACCAAGGAGAAUACGGCGGAGGAGCAAGAGAACAGUGAUGAGACCUUUUCGGGCUUCGGUGAUACUGAGGACGAUGAAUGGCAAGAAGAAUGA
Molecule: messenger RNA, 1770 nt
Organism: Penicillium malachiteum
Lineage: Eukaryota; Fungi; Ascomycota; Eurotiomycetes; Eurotiales; Aspergillaceae
Product: endonuclease III domain-containing protein
Exons: 2
Coding region: 1-1770 (589 amino acids)
Biological process (GO): base-excision repair
Molecular function (GO): catalytic activity
Source: RefSeq, a predicted model, not a curated record